AUGAGUGAUAGUAAUAACGAUAGUAACUUAACUACUUUCCAGAGGAAAAGGUUAGAAAAUAUAAAGAGAAAUAAUGAUUUGCUUAAGAAAUUGAAUUUAUCAAAACUGUCCAAUUCAAUCACGCCAUCACCUCCGCCAACGGUGCCUAGGUCAAAGAAGGUUCAUAAGGCUAAGAAAUCAGUUAAAAAGGAAUCAAAACCAGUUCAAUUACCAACCAGAAGAUCAAGACGAUUGCAAGGACACUCUGCCCCGGAUGCAGAACCAUUAAAGGAGUUGUCAAGUUCAACGUCAGCCACACCACCUGCGCAAGAACUCCAGGAUGUCAAAAUUAUUGGUGAUUUGAAAUUAUCUGACAUUAUCAAAGAUGAAGAUAAGAUUAGUAGACUUUCUAGCAUUAAAAUCUCUACUGGGGAUUUCUUUGAUGAAUUGAAGACGCUGCAAUCAAACACUGACAACGAGAAGUUCAUGUUUGAAAAUUUUAAAUAUUCAGAAUGUAAAGUAAUAUAUGAUAGGAUAUCUGCUCUUUACAUUCAUCCUGAUAAGGAGAGAAAAAUCAUUUUAGCAGGUGAUAUAUCAGGAAAUGUGGGACUUUGGAAUGCAAAAGAUGUGAAGGAAGAGGACGAAGAAAUCUAUGACGUAGAUGAAGAUGUUUUUAGAUUUCAACUAUUCAAAAAGAAUGUUGGUAGAAUUGACUGUUUUCCUAACAAAAUGGAAAAGCUUGCUAUUGCAUCUUAUGAUGGGUUUUUAAGAUCACUGGAUCUUACUGGUAUGCAAAGUGACGAGCUACUGCAAUUAAAGAACGAAUAUGGGGACAAUCUUGGUAUCAGUGAUUUUCAGUUCAGUUAUUCGGAUCCAAAUGUACUAUAUUUAACAACGUUAAGUGGUGAGUUUACAACAAUUGAUAUGAGAGAGAAUAACUUGAAAAAUGAAAGCAUAAAAUUGCGAAGACUGGCAGAUAAAAAGAUUGGAUCCAUGGCUAUCAACCCUAAAAAUUCUUUUCAAAUUUCCACUGGUUCCCUAGAUAGAACAUUAAAAAUAUGGGAUAUUAGGAAACUGGUCAAGAAACCAGAUUGGUCUCAAUAUGAGGACUAUCCUAGCCACGAGAUAGUAGCUACCUACGACUCUAGGCUCAGUGUGUCUGCCGUGUCGUAUUCUCCAAAUGAUGAAACAUUAGUAUGCAAUGGCUACGAUGAUACAAUUCGAUUAUUUGAUGUGAGUGACAAAAAUUUACAAGUUUCGGAGGAUUUACAACCCAAAUUGACUUUAAAGCAUAACUGUCAAAGUGGUAGAUGGACAAGUAUAUUGAAAGCAAGGUUUAAACCUAAUAAAAAUGUCUUUGCUAUCGCAAACAUGAGUAGGUUCAUUGAUAUCUAUAAUAGUGGCGGUAAGCAAUUAGCACACUUGAAGACAGCCACAGUUCCUGCCGUUAUCAAUUGGCACCCAUCCCACAAUAUUGUUGCUGGAGGUAAUUCAAGUGGGAAGGUCUUCCUAUUCAGCGAAGAAUCCACUGAUGAUGGUCCAGAAUACAACAAGAUCAAAAAGGAGGAUGCAAUCUAA
Molecule: messenger RNA, 1557 nt
Organism: Kazachstania africana CBS 2517
Lineage: Eukaryota; Fungi; Ascomycota; Saccharomycetes; Saccharomycetales; Saccharomycetaceae
Gene: CMR1
Product: Cmr1p
Exons: 1
Coding region: 1-1557 (518 amino acids)
Biological process (GO): regulation of DNA damage checkpoint
Cellular component (GO): nucleus
Molecular function (GO): protein binding; DNA binding
Source: RefSeq, a predicted model, not a curated record